Molecule: messenger RNA, 1288 nt
Organism: Leptinotarsa decemlineata (Colorado potato beetle)
Lineage: Eukaryota; Metazoa; Arthropoda; Insecta; Coleoptera; Chrysomelidae
Biological process (GO): mitotic spindle assembly; spindle elongation
Cellular component (GO): mitotic spindle; spindle microtubule
Molecular function (GO): plus-end-directed microtubule motor activity
Source: RefSeq, a predicted model, not a curated record
AUCCACGCAACAAACGCCUCGCUAUACCCCAACCAACCGCGCCCAGAGAGUGUUUAUCAGAAAAAUAUCUGACUGGUGUAUGAACGAUUAAAAAUAAAGAGGGUUUAGAUCCGGCUAAAAAUAGAUCCGGUACGCGGUGCUAAAGCCCAGGCUGCUAGAUUGAGCUUCAGUCCAGUUGAAACAUCCCGAGACGCCGUUCUAACCUAGUCCACGUCGCCUUUUGCCCGAAAUUUUCGAAAAAAUGGUUUACGAAUCCGACUUUUAUACGACAAGACGGCCCUACAGGCAGUCGCCCUCGAUUUCGUCUUACACUAUUUCGGGUGUGCCUACUCGUCAAGUGAGGGUUCUACCGGGUUUAGGGAAGGUGCACGUAACGUACUCGUACGACCGCGUGGUGCCUUAUGUGGGCCACAAGAGGCUGACGGUGGUGACGGCGCCACCGAAAGUGUUUUCGACGCGUCCGUCGGUCCUGCAACGCGAGUUCGAAAGGAUCGAGAACAAAAUGAGACCUUGGAACGCGUACUCUGCGACGAACCGCUACCUCAACUCCGAUUCCGCUGUGAGAUAUUACUAUCUUAGCUAUCCGUCUUAUGGAUAUAACUAUAGCUACUCUCUCAACUUACCCAGCGACCCCUACUUACCGAAGGUAUACAGAUGGUACUACUCCUGGCCCAGGGAGUACUAUUCCUACUGGCCCUACUUCAGAUCCUACCUGACUAGCUACCUCAAGAACUACUAUUUGACUGGCACCUGGCCUAGCUCCUAUUACUGGUCUUCCUACAAGCCGUAUUAUAAGAGUUUGGACUACUAUUUUAGCGAAAUCGAAAAUAAAAUCGAUAAUUUGUCAAAAACGAUAUACCUGGACUAUCCCAGGCCAAUAAAGGCAGUCGACUACUCUUACUACCCGUAUUCUUACAGAACUUACCGCCCUCUAACUUUGUACUAUGACUAUUACUGGCCUCUGAGUAGUCUUAACCGGUACUACUGGCCCCACUAUCCUUACUACAGGUACUUGUACUACAAGUACACACUGCCAUCUGACAGAUAUUAUCACCUGAAAGGGAAGAUGCUCUUUCUCAGAGACCCAAUUAGCGGACUUACGGAGUACAGAGUAUACCCAACGCCGUCAUAUCUGCGACACAAAGUUUAUAAACCUUUGAGUUUAUAUUGCGAUUAUUACUUCCCAAUCAGGUCGUUAUUCUGGAAUUCCUCGUACUGGCCUUUAUAUAGAUCUGUGGGUUCGUUUGCAGAUGAAUGUCCCAACGGAACAGGAGGAAGAUUACAAAAA